AUGACAAAUGUGGGUCCAAUCCUUUUGUCAGUCAACCCCUACAAUGAUGUGGGCAACCCACUUACCCUCACCAGCACACGCGGAAUAGCCCUCAAUCCGAAACUCCUCCGGGUUGUCAACGAAGCAGUGAGACAGCAGUCGGAGACGGGCUACCCUCAGGCCAUCAUCCUCUCUGGUACCAGUGGCUCUGGCAAAACGUAUGCUUCGAUGCUUCUGCUGCGGCAGUUGUUUGAUGUGGCGGGUGGUGGUCCAGAAACAGAUGCCUUCAAACACCUCGCUGCUGCCUUCACGGUGCUGCGCUCACUUGGCAGUGCCAAGACAGCCACCAACUCUGAAUCUAGUCGAAUAGGCCACUUUAUUGAGGUACAGGUGACAGAUGGGGCGCUCUAUCGCACAAAGAUCCAUUGUUACUUCUUGGAUCAAACACGGGUCAUCAGGCCAUUACAUAAUGAGAAGAAUUACCACAUUUUCUACCAGAUGUUAGCUGGUCUUACACCAGAGGAAAGAGUCAAGCUAAGCCUAGAAGGCUAUUCUCCUCACAAUUUACAUUACUUAAUGUGUGGAGACACCAGACAAGAUGAGGCUGAGGAUGCAGCUCGUUUUCAAGCUUGGAAAGCUUGCUUAGGCGUUUUGGGCAUUCCCUUUUUGGAUGUAGUUCGGGUGUUGGCUGCAGUGCUUCUUUUGGGCAAUGUGCACUUUGUGGAUGGUCAGGGACUAGAGGUGGAUGUGAAAGGAGAGACGGAGCUAAAAGCUGUGGCAAGCCUACUGGGAGUGUCUGGUGUGGCUCUUUUCCGAGGUCUCACCUCAAGGACACAUAAUGCUCGGGGACAACUCAUCAAGUCUGUGUGUGAUGCCAACAUGUCAAACAUGACCAGAGAUUCAUUAGCGAAAGCUCUGUAUUGCCGCACUGUUGCUACCAUUGUUAGACGUGCCAAUAGUUUGAAGAGACUGGGUUCAACCUUAGGCACAUUGAGUUCAGAUUCCAAUGAAUCAGUACACAACCAAGCUGAGUUGGCAAGUCAGCAUGCCUCUACAAUUGGGACUGCUGGAUCCAAGUCUAGCAAAUCAAUGGCAGCUCUGAAUAAUGCAGUACGACAUGCCACUGAUGGCUUCAUUGGUAUCUUAGACAUGUUUGGAUUUGAAGACCCUAAGCCCAGUCAGUUGGAACAUUUAUGUAUAAAUCUCUGCGCGGAAACUAUGCAACAUUUCUACAACACUCACAUCUUUAAAUCAAGUAUUGAAUCCUGUCGGGAUGAAGGCAUACAUUGUGAAGUGGAGGUAGAUUAUGUUGAUAAUGUACCUUGUAUUGACCUCAUAUCUUCACUGCGUACUGGUUUAUUGAGUAUGUUAGAUGUAGAAUGCUCAAUAAGAGGUACUGCUGAGUCUUAUAUUGCCAAAGUAAAGGUUCAACAUAAACAAAAUCCUCGCCUUUUUGAACCAAAACCUCUUGAACCUCGUACCUUUGGUAUACAACAUUUUGCAGGUCGUGUUGUUUAUGAUGCUUCUGAUUUCUUAGACACAAAUAAAGAUGUUGUUCCUGAUGAUUUGGUUGCUGUUUUCCACAAGCACAGCUGCAAUUUCGGGUUUGCAACUCAUUUGUUUGGAACAGAACUGAAGGCCCUGUAUUCUUUGGACACUGUUCCUCGGGGAGUCAGUUUCAGGAUAUCACCUACUUCGCAUACUGAUUUGUUGAAUGGAGAUGAACCUGUAUCUACAUUAACUCAAGAUUUCCAUACAAGGCUUGAUAACUUGUUACGAACAUUGGUUCAUGCAAGACCACACUUUGUACGUUGUCUAAGAAGUAACUCAGUUGAAGUUCCUGGACGUUUUGACAGAGGAACUGUCAUGAGGCAAAUCAGAUCAUUGCAGGUUUUGGAAACUGUUAAUCUAAUGGCAGGAGGUUAUCCACAUCGAAUGCGUUUCAAGGCAUUUAAUUUGCGAUAUAGGUUACUUGCACCAUUUCAUCAACUAAGAAGAACUGAUGAUAAAGUCAUGGAUGACUGUCAGUUAAUUCUCCAAUGUCUCCAGCAUGCAAUGGAAGAACAACCAAAACUUCAGCCAUCUGUUAGCACAAGCUGGGCUUUAGGAAAACGACACAUAUUCUUGAGUGAGGGUGCUCGUCAAUUGUUAGAAACACUUCGAGGUGACACACGUCACAAUGCAGCUGUUAGAGUGCAAGCGAUAUGGAGGGCAUGGCGUGUGCGCCGUCGGUGGCCAGUUCUUCGCAGAACCCUGGAGCUCCAGCAAACAGCAACCACUGUGGUACAGAGACCUGGUGUAGUGGGAGUGACAAGUGCAGUGGCAGCAGCAGCUGUUGCAGGAGCCACAGGCACUGGUGCACGACCUCGACCACAGCCUAUAGCAGGCACUCCACCCCCUGAUCCCAACGAGAAGUGUGACCAGAAGAUGAUUCAGCAAACCUGUACCUUGUUUGGGCUAGAUUUGGAGCGCCCACCUCCUGUGCCACCAAGUCGUCCUUACACUGUAGCAGGGAACACAAAACUUGGUUACCCUCAAACAAGAGUAAUGAAAAUGCCAUUCCCAGAAGAUGCUAAUGGGGAAGUGGUGUUGCUGAAAGGAGAUACUGUGCUUGUGGUGGGAGCCUCCCAGAGACGUGGACAUCUGGUUGUAGAACACAACAACAUGAGUUUGCAUGUGCCAUUCCAAUUUCUUGAACUUAAACCUCUUGGUGUUAGUAUAUAAUGAAGAUGAAGAAUGAUUAUUGUGAUAUAGAAGAGAAUACUAACUGAAAACAGUGCAAGAAAUAUCCAGUAUUGAAUGAACUCAUUCCAAGUAACAAUUGUUUUUCUGUCUCAUUUGGUUCCUUUAGUCAUAUAGUAGCAAGUGUGAAUAAAUCCAUAGUACAAUGGCUAAUGAGAGUCAUUAGCAAUUUAAAACUGAAUCCUUAUAUCUGUGGCUCUUCAUUCCAAAAUACUGUUACAAAUAAUACCUUGUCAUGUAAAUUUUAAUAUAUUACAAUUUUGUUCAAACAAGGGUAAAGCAAAAUGACAACAACAAGGCAGGUAUUAUAAGUAUUAGAAAACCUGCUUUUUUAAUGCUUCUAUCUUAUUUCAGCAAACACCCGAAACAUUUUGUUAUUAAAAAAUAUUGAUUAAUUAGAGUAUGAUAAAUAUUUUAUUUUAUUUUUUCAUAAGUGCUUCCAUGUUAUUGAUUUCUUCAGAUUGAUAUAUCUGGUGCCUAAAUUUAUUCAAUAUGCUAGAGAAAAAAGAAAAUAUAUUGUAGAGAUGUUCCGAUAUAAUGCUAAAAUAUAAAUAUUUUUUAUAAUAGACAAUAUUAAUGAUAAAGAACAUUGGGUAGUUUCUUUAUAUGAAAUGUCUCAAAAAGCAUUUUUGCAUGUAGAGAAGUUUUCUAUGCUUCUUUAAAUAUUUUGUAAGUUCAGUAUUUCUAAAAUUUUAUAAGUGACAUGUGCAUAUAUUUUUGUUAAUGUGUCAGUGAUAUUGUUUAUCUAUUCAACUAUGAGAGACAGAAAUGAUAAAAGCUCUCGGUGUGGGGAUUGUGAUUUGAGUGUUUCUCAUUCAAAGAGAAGAAACUUCAAGAACUGAGCAGUGUGUAAUACGCAACUGAACUUGCCAACCAGCACCCACAAUAAAACAUUAAAUGUGUGUACAAAGCAAUUCUCCAUGUGCCAACAGAUAGUAUUCAUUUCAUUUGUGAAAUAGUUAAAGAAAAAUCAUAAAAACAGUCUGAUCAGAGCAUAAAAAUUAAUAAUGUGUAUAUAAUCUAUUUUCUUAUGCUGAUCCAUUACUUAAAUGAUACUGUAAUAAAUUACCUAUUAUAAAAUAUAAGUAAACUUGUGUUCACUCUUCAAGUAUUUGUUCUUUAAAAAGAAUGAUAAUGUUUUGCAGGUACCUAGAGCCUAUUCAUUGCACUACUUCAUGAUUCUGACUGAAUUAUUUAUAACUGAAAAAUUGUAACUAUAAGAUAUUAAUUCACAAAAUGGUUGGAGAAAGCAUCAGAAGAUUGUUAACAACCUAAAAACUAAUUAAUAUUACUGCAUUCUUUUAUCAAUAUGUCUUUUGGACUCAAUAAAAUAAAGAAUGUAGAAAACUCAUGAAUUCUUCAAUUCUUAAUGUACAAAAGUUAACUUUAAAAUUUUCAUGGACAUUUUUUUUAUUCAUUGGAAUGUAUGAACUUUUGAAUCAUGUUCAAAAAUAUAUAUUUGUGUAAGGAAAGGAAAUUUAUGAAGAAAUGAGUGAAUUGAUUCUUUGUUUCUUGACAGUCAAUAUCUGAAGGAAACAAUGAAUAGUAUACACUGUGCAUUGAUAUAUUUUUUCUGUAAU
This is a messenger RNA of Gryllus bimaculatus (two-spotted cricket), 4301 nucleotides long. The record is from the annotation of a GenBank genome assembly. NCBI's taxonomy places the organism in Eukaryota, Metazoa, Arthropoda, Insecta, Orthoptera, Gryllidae.